Eruca vesicaria subsp. sativa (arugula) is the source of this 1470-nucleotide messenger RNA. Lineage: Eukaryota; Viridiplantae; Streptophyta; Magnoliopsida; Brassicales; Brassicaceae. The record is from the annotation of a GenBank genome assembly.
AUGACCAGAAAAGUGGUGGUUGUGGCAGUCACUGCUGCAACGGUUGCAGCGGCUGUAUUCAUAGGUCGGUGGAUGCGGAGGAAGGAGCGGCGGCGGAAACAGACGCAGCGUAUUUUGAGGAAAUUCGCUAGAGAAUGCGCUACGCCGGUUUUGAAGCUAUGGACGGUGGCGGAUGCCAUGGUCGCUGACAUGACCGCCUCUCUCGCAGCCACAGCGAGUCGCGGUUCCCUCAACAUGCUAGUUUCAUUCGCCGGUUCCCUCCCUUCAGGGGAUGAGAAGGGAGUACAUUACGGAGUUAACUUGAGAGGCAAGGAACUACUACUGUUACGUGGAACUUUAGGAGGUAACGAAGAGCCUGUUUCCGAUGUACAUAAGCAGGAGGUUUCAAUCCCUGAGAAUGUUUUAAACGGUUCUUUCAAGGAGUUGUGCGAUUACAUAUCCUUAGAGCUAGUUAAAUUACUUGGGAUGAAUCCUGGCGAGGAAACAGAAGAAAUUAAGAAUCUAGGGUUUACGUUGACACGCUAUGUCGAGCAGAUUGGGUCAGGUUCAAUCUCAGCGAUACAGAGAAAGAGUUUAGCAGAUGAUGAUGAUGACAAGGUUUUGAAGGAGUUUGUGAAUGUUAUGAAUGAAUCAUUGGAGAGACACGGUCUGAAAAUUCGGAUGAAGAUGGCGCUGGUGGAUGAGACAAUAGGAGUGUUGGCUGGAGGAAGGUAUUAUCAUAAGGACACUGUGGCUGCUGUUACUUUAGGUAUGGGAACUAACGCUGUGUACAUCGAACAAGCUCAAGAGGUUUUGAGAUGGAAAUCACAGACACCAAACGAGUCACAAGAGAUUGUUAUUAGCACAGAGUGGGGUGAUUUCAGAUCUUGUCAUCUUCCUCUAACUGAAUUUGAUGCUGCUCUUGAUGCGGAAAGCUUGAAUCCUGGAAGCAGUGUAUUUGAGAAGAUGGUGUCUGGAGGAUACUUAGGGGAGAUAGUGAGACGAGUGUUGCUAAGAAUGUCUGAGGAAUCUGCUCUAUUUGGAGAUAUACUGCCUCCAAAACUCAAAACUCCUUACAUUUUAGGGUCGCCGGAUAUGGCUGCCAUGCAUCAAGAUAUAUCUGAAGACCGUGAGAUCGUAAACAAAAAGCUCAAGGAAAUUUUCGGGAUCAUGGAUUCAACUCUUGCGGCGAGAGAAAUGGUGGUUGAAGUGUGCGAUGUGGUGGCGGAAAGAGCGGCACGCGUGGCAGGAGCAGGAAUAGUUGGGAUGAUAAAGAAGCUGGGAAGGUUAGAGAAGAAGAUGAGCAUUGUGAUAGUUGAAGGAGGAUUGUAUGAUCAUUACAGGGUCUUUAGAAACUAUCUUCAUAGCAGUGUUUGGGAAAUGCUCGGCGACGAGUUUUCAGAUCAUGUCGUCAUUGAACAUUCUCACGGUGGAUCUGGUGCCGGAGCUCUUUUCUUUGCCGCUUGCUGUAACGCUAAAAUCUUGAUGUGA